AUGGCCGCCGAAAACGCUGAGUUUAACUGGGAUGGCAAAGAGGUCAAAAAACGCUGGGAUGCGUUUACCAAAUUUGGUUCAGCAACAGCGACUGAAAUGACUGGGAAAAACUUCGACAAAUGGCUAAAGGAUGCAGGAGUAAUCGAUCCAAAAGGCGUCACAACCACGAUGACGGGAAUUGCUUUCAGUAAAAUUACCGGUCCUAAGAAGAAGGCAACCUUCGAUGAGACGAAAAAAAUUAUCAAGACUGUAGCAGAAGAUAGAGCCCGCCAAUCGAAGAAGUCUGUUCAGGAUGAACUGGACUUCAUAACGAACAAGCUUGCUAAUUUGGAAGCGCCCACUGUUAAUAGUGCCGCCAAGUCUGAUGCAAACGGAGUGUACAGCAGACUGACCGACCAUACCAAAUAUACAGGAGCUCACAAAGAAAGAUUCGAUGCAGAAGGAAAAGGAAAAGGCAAGGCUGGACGUGAAGACACGGUGAAGCACACUGGAUAUGUCGCGUCUUACAAGAACAAGGAUACCUACGACAAAGCACAUGGAAAACAGUGA
Messenger RNA from Auanema sp. JU1783, 549 nucleotides. The record is from the annotation of a GenBank genome assembly. Lineage: Eukaryota; Metazoa; Nematoda; Chromadorea; Rhabditida; Rhabditidae.